Anthostomella pinea is the source of this 915-nucleotide messenger RNA. Lineage: Eukaryota; Fungi; Ascomycota; Sordariomycetes; Xylariales; Xylariaceae. The record is from the annotation of a GenBank genome assembly.
AUGGCGCCCACUUUCGCCGAAGCGACCGCGGUGAAGCCUCAGGGCUCUCACACCUACACAGCCGACUUUCAUACGGAGUGGUGCAUUGGCUCAGUCCCCCAUGGAGGCGUGGUUACAUCAGUCCUUUUACGAGUGGCUGCUACACACUUCAACAACACCCUCGCAAAACUGAACCAGCCACACACCAUCGCGCUGCACUCGGAAUUCCUCCGGCGAACGCAGGAGGGCCCCGCGACAAUACAGGUCCGCGACGUCAAGCUGGGCCGGAUGGCGUCGACCAUCCACGUCACUCUGACCCAGGACGGGCGCGAGGAGGUAGCGGCGUACAUCACGAACUCGAACCUCGAGAAAGAGUCGGGCGUGAGCUACGCGACGGGGUGGUCGCUGGAACCGCCGCCGCCCCCCGUCGACCUCCCCCGGCUGUCCGCCGAGGGCUCAGAUGCGAACUGGGUCGAGUUUACAGACUUGCCGUAUCCCAAGCUGCGCAAGGCGACCAACCGCGUGCACAUGCACCUGCCGCGCAACGGGCAAGUCCGGCCCAAUCUGAUUGACGAGUGGAUGCGUCUCGAGUCCGGCCAGAAGUUCACGAACGAGAGCAUCGGGUUCGUGGCGGACAUGUGGCCGCAGAUGAUCGAGGGGCUGGAGGGACGGCAGAAAGUGACGGGCACGCAGCCCUGGAUGUGGUUCCCGACGCUGCUGCUGAACCUCGAUAUCAAGAAGGCGCUGCCGCCUGGCGGUGCCGAGUGGCUGUUUGUGCGCGUGCAGUCGAAGCAGAUCAGGAAUGGGCGGUAUGACUACGAGGUUGUCGUCAGAGACGAGGCCGGUGAGCUUGUUGCGCUCAGUCACCAUAUUGCUCUGGUUGUGGACGGGAGGCGGAACACGGCGAAGAGGAUCACGGGUCAGAGCAAGAUCUGA